UUAAUCCUCUCUCUCUCUCUCUCUCUCUCUCUAAGUCUAAAUAAGUAAUAAUAAAAAUUGAAAAAAAAGUGCACAUAGAUUAUAUAAGCCUCAGCGUCUGCAAUGUUUAUGCUUUUCUUCCAUUUCAGUCACUAUUGUUCUAUCUAUGCUUCCCCCUAAUAAUUAAUUUGGAUAAUCACGACCUCUUUUUAUUUCUAAAUUUAAUCUGUUUUAAGAAGAUUGAAGAGUAGCAUUAGCAAAAAGGGGGGAAAACACCACACACAAAGACAAAAGAAGCACAAAACCCUAGCCUUGCCACGCACUCUCCAACCCAACCCUAAACAACAAAAACCCUAUUUAAUCCACAAUCGUGCUCUCCUCUAUUUCGGAUUAUCGAGGUGGAGCUCCGUAUUUGUGAAUUGGUACCACAUAAUUCAAUUAUAAUCCCUAAUUUUUGUUGAGCUGUGAAGAAAAUGGAAGGGAUACCGCACCCACUACCCAGAACUGUUGAGGAGGUUUUCAGCGACUUUAAGGGCAGGCGAGCUGGAUUGAUCAAAGCCCUAACCACUGAUGUUGAUAAGUUCUACCAGCAGUGCGAUCCUGACAAGGAGAAUUUGUGUCUAUAUGGAUUUCCGAAUGAAACGUGGGAAGUGAAUUUGCCUGUUGAGGAAGUGCCUCCUGAACUUCCUGAGCCAGCAUUAGGUAUCAACUUUGCCAGAGAUGGCAUGCAAGAGAAGGAUUGGUUAUCACUAGUUGCAGUUCACAGUGACUCAUGGCUGCUUGCUGUUGCUUUCUAUUUUGGUGCUCGCUUUGGAUUUGGCAAGAAUGAAAGGAAAAGGCUUUUCCAGAUGAUCAAUGAUCUGCCAACUAUCUUUGAAAUUGUUACAGGAAGUGCCAAGCAAUCAAAGGAUCAACCAGCUGCUCACAACAAUGGUAACAAAAGCAAAUCAAGUGGAAAGAUGUCCCGUCAAUCUGAGAAUCAGGCCAAAGGAGUGAAGAUGUCUGCACCACCGAAAGAAGAGGAUGAUAGUGGAGAAGAGGAAGAAGAUGACGAUGAACAAGGUGCGACAUGUGGUGCCUGUGGCGAUAAUUAUGGGAAUGAUGAAUUCUGGAUUUGUUGUGAUAUGUGCGAGAGAUGGUUCCAUGGCAAAUGUGUUAAAAUUACUCCCGCCAAGGCUGAGCACAUCAAGCAAUACAAGUGCCCAAGUUGCAGUAACAAGAGGGCUAGAGUUUGAGAAUUCACAAAAUUUGGACCAGUGUUUAGAAAGUGAAAAUAUUGUUGCCUUUUCUAGUUCAUGCACUUGAAUUACUAAGCAGACAGAAUUUGAAGUUUUGCUAGUGUUCAUUCCUACUGUCUAAUCUACUUCGGAAUUGUGGCUUUUAGUAGUCAUUGACAACAGAAGAUGUUAUAUUAUAUAUGUUCUGCAGUUUCUUGUUUUUAUUUUAA
Molecule: messenger RNA, 1426 nt
Organism: Arachis duranensis
Lineage: Eukaryota; Viridiplantae; Streptophyta; Magnoliopsida; Fabales; Fabaceae
Product: PHD finger protein Alfin1
Exons: 5
Coding region: 453-1214 (253 amino acids)
Biological process (GO): regulation of DNA-templated transcription
Cellular component (GO): nucleus
Molecular function (GO): transcription cis-regulatory region binding; transcription coregulator activity; histone binding
Source: RefSeq, a predicted model, not a curated record